AGCGGUUCUAGUUUGGUCUAGAGUUCAAUUGACCUAAAGUUAAUGCAAAAUGAAGGAGACACUUUUAAUAAUUGUAGCAUUUUAUUUGGUCCAGUUUGCAUCAGCAGCAAGAAUACAUUUCGAUAAUAAUUCUUGCAAGACUUAUUUGGAUUACUUUACGCGUUCUGUUAAUAAAAAUUGCUAUCAUAACGAUUUCCUCUAUCUGCAAACGCCACAAAUUUUGGAUAAACGUAAAAUUCCUUAUGAAAAUCACACAGUUAUCACAGAAGAUGGAUAUAUUUUGACUGUGUUCCGAAUAUUGAAAGAAAAUCCAAAAGAUGUGAUUGUCAUGCUUCAUCCAAUUGUACAAGAUAGUACAUCAUGGUUUCUAGGGGACAAUGGAUCAUACGUUGACAGGUUUCUUGAAGCUGGAUAUGAACUGUGGCUGCUAAAUUUCAGAGGUACAACCUAUUCUGAUAAACAUAUUGCAAAUCUACCUCCAGCUCAAUAUUGGGAUUUCAGUUUUCACGAGAUCGGUCUCUACGACUUUUCAGCUGUAUUUCGUUAUAUCAACAACAUCACUAACACGAAGCUGAUAGCAUUUAGUUUUUCUCUUGGUUCUUCAGCUAGUUCAGUAUAUGCCAGUGAAAAGCCUGAAGAAGCAAAACAGUUGAUAAAGCUGUUUAUUGCUAUGGCUGUUCCAGAUUUUUUACGAGAUUCGAAGACUCUGCUUAGAGUUUUGAUUCCUUUUGUACCCCUUUUAAAGGCAAUUACUAGAAUAUUGGGAAUUUAUGCAUUUUUUGACAAUUUCCGAUUGAUUACAUAUCUGCUCACAAAUAUCGUUCUGCUUUUCAACCUCGAAUCGCUGGUAGCCUUGACAGCUGUACCCUUUGUUGGAGGAAGCUUUUUUUCUAUAAAUCCGAGACUCAUACCAAUAGGUACUUCAACUACUCCAGAAGCGACAAGUGUGAAGACACUGGAACAUUAUGUACAGCUUUUUGAUAAUAAAUUCUUACAAUUUGAUUAUGGAAGAAAGAAAAAUCUUGCGGUGUAUGGUACAGAAGAGCCACCUAAAUAUCGAAUAGAAAAUAUUAACGUACCAUUUCAUAUUAUUUUGGGUGAAUCUGAUAUCUUGGCUAACAAAAAGGGUAUCCUAUUGCUCUACAGUAAACUUCCAGACAUCGCCAAAACCUACGGUUACUUUGAAGUUCCUGGAUGUAGUCAUGCAGAUUUUUUGAUUGGUAAAACACAACCUGCAAUAGCUCAGAAGCACAUCUUGGAACUACUUGAAAAAUUUAACGCUUAGAUAUAUUUGAAUAUCGUGCCAAAAUUUAAGGCUAUGUAAUAAAUCUUAAUCGACAAACUUGAAUGAUUUAUUUAUAUGCACCACAAGUUAAGAUAAAAGUACCGCCCAU
Messenger RNA from Ceutorhynchus assimilis (cabbage seed weevil), 1394 nucleotides. The record is from the annotation of a GenBank genome assembly. Lineage: Eukaryota; Metazoa; Arthropoda; Insecta; Coleoptera; Curculionidae.